GAAAAUGAAAAAAUGACUCUGUUUUUUCCCCUUUCCAACCCAAACGGACCCUAAUUAUCUAUGAACUUUUGUAUUGCUUCCGAUAAACUACAAUUCUAGUCCUCACUGUGCGAUCAGAUCCUGCCGAUGGAUAUGGAAACGGAUCCCGGCGUCUACACACCGGCCUCCGCCACGAGCAACGCCUCGAACGCCUCCACUCCCGUAGACUCAUCAGCACCCGCUAAGUUGAGCCAGUUGACGGAGUCCUUGAAACUGGAACAUCAGUUUGUCCGCGUGCCCUUCGAGCAAUACAGGAAGAUGGUCCGUUCCAACCACCGCAUCAUCGAGAAGGAAGUUUCAUCAUUACUCUCUUGCGUCGGAGAAGCCGCGGAGUCUGACAUCGCCGGCGAUGAAGCAGCUCAACGCAUCAAUUCGCUUGUCUAUAGGCUGCAAGGCCUUAAACGGAAGUUGGAAGAGGGCAGUCAAAUGGAGAACAUGCAAGCUCAGAGAUGUCGAGCACGUCUUGACCACUUAGAAUCAAUGAAUGCCGAGAACCUAUCAGUUUUGAACUGCAACCGGUUGAAUCGUAUGCUGGUAGAUUACAUGUUGAGGAUGUCUUACUAUGAUACCGCUACAAAGUUUGCAGAUUUUAGCAAUAUAAUGGAGCUUGUUGAUAUUGAGGUAUUUUAUGAAGCAAAGAAGGUUAUUGAUGCUAUUCACAACAAGGAGGUAUCCCCAGCCUUGGCAUGGUGUGCUGAAAACAAGUCCAGGCUGAAAAAAUCAAAGAGCAAAUUUGAGUUUCAUUUGAGACUGCAAGAAUUCGUAGAGAUGGUAAGAGAUGAAAAAAGGAUGCAAGCUAUUAUGUAUGCCCGGAAGUAUCUGUCUUCGUGGGGGUCCUCCCAUAUGAAAGAGUUCCAGAGAGUUGCGACCACAGUUGCUUUUAAGAGUAAUACUGAAUGUGCAGCAUACAAGUUGUUGUUUGAAGCAAAGCAAUGGGAUUACCUAGUCGAUCAGUUCAAACAAGAGUUUUGCAAAUUGUAUGGCAUUACCCUUGAGCCUUUGUUGAACAUAUACCUUCAAGCAGGCAUCUGUGUGCUGAAAACUCCAUUCUGUUAUCAAGAUGACUGUCCAAAGGAAGACCCAUUGUCGCAGGAGAGUUUCCGUAAAUUAUCACAACCACUGCCAUUCUCCAAACAGCGUCAUUCAAAACUCGUUUGCUAUAUAACAAAGGAGUUGAUGGAUACUGAAAACCCUCCACUAGUCUUGCCAAACGGAUAUGUCUACAGCACUAAGGCAUUGGAGGAAAUGGCAAAGAAGAACAAUGGAAGAAUCACAUGCCCCCGUACCGGGGUCACCUGCGACUACACAGAUCUAACCAAGGCCUAUAUAUCAUGAUGAGUGCAGCUUCCCUACUAUUUGAUCUUCUGCUUGAAAUGAUUUCUAAGAGUCUUGGAGAGGGGGUUUACCCAGUGUCUAAAUGUUACUUGUACAUAAAUCACACAAUGACCUAUAUACCCUGUAAUGAUCAGAUUGUUUUGUUGCAGAAAUUGCCAUUUCAGUGAUUUAUGGUGCUUCAGUUGUGGUCUUACCCAAUAAUAGAUUGAAAGUCUCCAUUGCACCAUGGAGUUUAUUAUUUGUCUCUAAAAGCCUUAUCAUUUUGCUUUUUUUUUCAAGUUUGAAUUUGUGUAAAGUUGGGUAUCUAUUAUAUCUCUGAUUACAAGUUUGAGGCAUCUCGCUGGCAAGACUGUUUUU
Molecule: messenger RNA, 1731 nt
Organism: Cuscuta campestris
Lineage: Eukaryota; Viridiplantae; Streptophyta; Magnoliopsida; Solanales; Convolvulaceae
Source: the annotation of a GenBank genome assembly